GAGGGCUCGCGUCCGUCUCUCUCUCUCUCUCUCUCUCUCUCUCUCUCUGUCAGUAUAUGUGUGUGUGUGUGUCCGUCGGUAGGUUCCUCGGUGUGUGUGUGUGAGCUCGGUGUUCCGCUCAUCAUGUCCUCCGCGGGAGCUGCGUGUGGACCGGAUCACGGCAGCUCUGUUCCCGCGUCCUGCGCCUCAAACCCGCGAAAGUUCAGCGAGAAGAUCGCGCUUCACACACAGAGACAAGCGGAGGAGACCGCGGCGUUCCAGGAGGUCAUGAUGGACCUCACCUCCACCCGGAUUCAGGCGCAGAAGGUCCGCUUGACCAGAACUCAGGGUCAGUAUUACGGCGGAUCUCUGCCCAACGUCAACCAGAUCUGCAGGAACGCCUCGGAGCUGCAGGGCUCGUAUCACUCUCCGCUGGACUCCAGUCGCUCCACACGGCAUCAUGGUCUGGUGGAGCGUGUUCACAGAGACAGACACUUCAUCUCUCCCAGCAGACCCUACAGGAGACAAAUGGACAGCUCUCACAGCAGCUCUGUGUAUCUGUCUCCGCCCCCUGACCCCAGCUGGAGAAGGAACUGGAACAGUAGCUUUGAGACGGACAAGAGCCAGAUAUUCCAGCAGCUGCCGGCCACAGCGCUCAACAGGACUAACUCGGACUCAGCGCUGCACACCAGUGUGAUGAAUCCUCCAGCUGGAGAUCCGUUUGCAGCAGGCCUCUCGGCGCCAGGCAGACGGUCCGUCUUCUCGUAUCCUGCUCCCAUCGAGGAGAACAGCCCUGAUGACGCACGCCUCAAACCCUGGGACUCCAGGAAGCUGCCGCUGCUCUCUUCACGACCAAAGUCCUGUGAGGUGCCUGGGAUCACUGUGUUUCCGUCUCCGGACCAGCAGGGCGGCGUUCCUCAUGGCCCAACAGUGCUGAAUACAGGUGGCUCUCUGCCGGAUCUGUCCAGCCUGCACUUCCCGUCCCCGCUGCCAACCCCGCUGGACCCGGACGAGCCCGGAUACCUGUCUCUGAGCGGCGGAGGAAGCACGGGGAACCUGACCUGCACCCUCACGCAGCUCGGCAUCCACAGCCCCAGCGGCUUCCACUCCACAGGUCUGCUGGCGUCUCUACAGGGUGCGUCCAGUAACCCCUCCCUCCAGUCAUCACUUAGCAACCCCAACAUCCAAUCGUCUCUCAGCAGCCAUUCGUUCCACAACUCACUGAGCUCCGCCUCCCUGCACUCGUCCCUGAGCAACCCCUCCCUCCAGUCUUCGUUAAGCUCCUCCCCCUCACUGAGGUCAUCGUUCAGCAGCCAAUCGCUGCAGUCGUCUGUCAGUAACAGCACUUACACCGCUCCGGGCUCCUUCCCUCCGCAGAUGAACACGUCCCCGCGCAGACGAGCGCAGCUGACCCCUGUGACCCUGCCUCCAGACACACGCAGACAUCACCCCAAACAGUUCUCACCCACCUCCUCCACCCUCAGCUCCAUCACACAGGGUGUGGCUCUGGAAACCGGUCGGCUGCAGAUGGAUCAGAGGUUUUCUCCGUAUUCUUUCGGACCGCAGCAGGUUCAUGCGUUCGGCCCGUCGCCGCAGACGCUGCAGCUUCACCUACACAACAUGCAGAAUCUGCACAAGACGCAGAACUUCCAGAUGCAGUGGCCGAACCCCGGUCAGAACCAGAACCCAGACGCGUCACAGCCGCAUGCACAGGCCCAGACGGAGCCGCAGACGGCACAGACCCUACAGCAGAUCAGACCGGCUCUCAGCGCAGAUCUGGACCUGUACAGCGACACGAUGUUCCUGAACUCUCUGCUGGACGACACAAACCUGGGCCUACAGAUACGCCAGAACCAGAACCUGAGCCAGCAGUUGAGUCUGGACUCUCAGCUGGAGGCUCUGAAUCAUGACUGUGGUUCUUCUGCGGUUCUGAAGGCUCAGAGCGGCUCGUAUCAGGGUCAGUCUGCGCUGCUGGAGAUGCUGGACUCCUCCGAACAACAGACGAGCAACCAGAACCAGAACCAGAGCUACACUGACGGGCGGCACGCCGUGCCCAACAUCAUCCUGACCGGUGAUUCUCCGUCAGGUCUGUCGAAGGAGAUCGCGAGCGCGCUGUCGGCCGUCCCAGGCUUCGAGAUGGACUCGUUCUCUGCAGACGAGCCGCUGGCGCUGGAGGCUCUGGGCAUGCUGUCAGACGGGGACCUGAUGCUGGCCGACCCCGCCGUCGAGGACUCCUUCCGCUCAGACCACCUCAAGUGACUCGGAGAGAGUCGGCGAGUGUUCGGACGCAGACGGAGAUGUGCAUGUGCCACUCUGGGUUGAGCGCCGGCAGGUCAUGUGACCUGGCUCUUAGCCGCAUGCUAACGAAUGCACUUGUGCACAUGCGCUUAAACUGUGAGCUUCUGCCCUUUAAUUCUACGCUUCAAAGCCGCACCAUCCACUUCCUGUUACAGAUAUCGCUGACACGUGCCUCCACCGAACACUUCUCAGGUGCUUCAGUCCCAGCAUGCACUGCACCACACCAGGAUAAUACAGAACCUACACAGACGCUUAAGAGUGACGUGAGUCAUCGUUUCGUUCCAUCUGUUUGAGAUGUCAGUGUCUGUCUCAACCAAUCAUGUGAGUCAUGGGCGGGGCUAUCAGGCUGACUGACCAAUGACAGACAGAGAAAUACUCAGGUGAUCGUUUGAUUUAAUGUGGCUGUGUUCAGA
Molecule: messenger RNA, 2690 nt
Organism: Carassius carassius (crucian carp)
Lineage: Eukaryota; Metazoa; Chordata; Actinopteri; Cypriniformes; Cyprinidae
Product: CREB-regulated transcription coactivator 2
Exons: 14
Coding region: 124-2238 (704 amino acids)
Biological process (GO): positive regulation of transcription by RNA polymerase II; protein homotetramerization
Cellular component (GO): cytoplasm; nucleus
Molecular function (GO): cAMP response element binding protein binding
Source: RefSeq, a predicted model, not a curated record